Cygnus olor (mute swan) is the source of this 2087-nucleotide messenger RNA. It is a transcript of the gene P4HA2, whose product is annotated as prolyl 4-hydroxylase subunit alpha 2. Gene Ontology annotation, biological process: peptidyl-proline hydroxylation to 4-hydroxy-L-proline. The record is from RefSeq and is a predicted model, not a curated record. NCBI's taxonomy places the organism in Eukaryota, Metazoa, Chordata, Aves, Anseriformes, Anatidae. Gene Ontology annotation, molecular function: procollagen-proline 4-dioxygenase activity; L-ascorbic acid binding; iron ion binding. Gene Ontology annotation, cellular component: endoplasmic reticulum. Bases 238 to 1917 code for a protein of 559 amino acids. The transcript is spliced from 17 exons.
CGCGGCUCCCGGCGCGGCGGCGGCUCAAGAGCAGCGGGGCAGGGCCGGGCCGGGCCGGGGGGAGCGGACGGACGGACGGCAGGAAGGACGGACAGGAGGACGGGCCGGGGUCGCGGUGUGUUGUGAGCGUGAAGCUGAUCUGACAGACCACUGCAGCCAUCUUCUCCAGGCUGAUACUUCAGCUUUUGGGCAUCAAGGACCUAGGAAACAAUCCUGCAGGUUUAAGCUAUCUAGAAGAUGAAGCCCUGUCUGCAGUUGGUGUUCUUUAUCUUCUUGAUCUGCCAUGCAGAAGCAGAGUUCUUCACUUCAAUAGGUCAAAUGACAGAUCUCAUUUAUGCAGAGAAAGACUUGGUGCAGUCUUUAAAAGAAUACAUCCGAGCAGAAGAGGUCAAGCUGUCUCAGAUUAAAAGCUGGGCUGAAAAAAUGGAUGUACUGACUAGCAAAUCAACCUCUGAUCCAGAAGGGUAUCUGGCACACCCUGUAAAUGCAUACAAGUUGGUGAAGCGUUUAAAUACGGAUUGGCUGGAAUUAGAAAACCUGGUUCUUCAGGAUACAACAAACGGCUUUAUUGCGAAUCUCACAAUUCAACGUCAGUUUUUUCCAACUGAAGAAGACGAGACUGGAGCCGCAAAGGCUCUGAUGCGCCUGCAGGACACCUACAAGCUGGAUCCUGAAACGCUGUCUCGAGGAAACUUACCAGGAACAAAAUAUAGGUCAUCUUUGACAGUGAGUGACUGCUUUGGUAUGGGCAAGACUGCUUACAACGAUGGAGACUACUAUCACACAGUGCUCUGGAUGGAACAAGCCUUAAAACAGCAUGAUGAGGGGGAGGACACAACAGUCAGUAAAGUGGAGAUCCUAGAUUAUCUCAGCUAUGCUGUUUUCCAGUUUGGGGACUUACACAGAGCCAUGGAGCUCACAAGGCGCCUGAUAUCCCUCGACAGCACUCAUGAGAGAGCUGGCAGUAAUCUGCGAUAUUUUGAGAAGCUGCUGGAGAAGGAGAGAGAAGAGAAGUCAAGAGAGAACUCAUUAAACAAGACAAUGGCAACAACAGAACCAGUGGUGCAAAGUGGCGCAUACGAGAGGCCUCUUGACUACUUGCCAGAGCGUGAUAUCUACGAGGCCCUUUGCAGAGGCGAAGGGGUAAAAAUGACACCUCGAAGACAGAAAAGGCUAUUCUGUAGGUACCAUAAUGGAAACAGAAACCCUCAUCUGCUCAUAGCUCCCUUUAAGGAAGAAGAUGAAUGGGAUAGCCCUCAUAUUGUACGAUAUUAUGAUGUCAUGUCUGAUGAAGAAAUUGAGAAAAUUAAACAGCUGGCUAAGCCAAGGCUGGCACGAGCCACAGUACGUGAUCCCAAAACCGGUGUCCUUACAGUGGCUAGCUACAGGGUAUCAAAAAGCUCAUGGCUGGAGGAAGAUGAUGAUCCUGUUGUGGGUAAGGUGAAUCAACGAAUGCAGCAGAUCACAGGGUUAACAGUGAAAACAGCUGAACUGUUGCAGGUUGCUAAUUAUGGAAUGGGAGGGCAGUAUGAACCACACUUUGAUUUUUCUAGGCGACCCUUUGACAGCACACUCAAAUCGGAAGGAAAUAGGCUAGCGACGUUUCUUAACUAUAAAGAUGAGCCAGAUGCUUUCAAGCGGUUAGGGACUGGAAAUCGUGUGGCCACUUUUUUAAACUAUAUGAGUGAUGUAGAAGCUGGAGGAGCUACAGUUUUCCCGGACUUCGGGGCAGCGAUAUGGCCCAAGAAGGGAACAGCAGUGUUUUGGUACAAUCUUUUCAGAAGUGGCGAGGGUGAUUAUAGAACAAGGCAUGCAGCUUGCCCAGUCCUAGUAGGGUGUAAAUGGGUUUCAAAUAAAUGGUUUCACGAAAGAGGAAAUGAAUUUUUAAGACCUUGUGGGAGAACAGAGGUUGACUGAAAUCCGACCUGCUGCAGGCCUUUGUUUCUUCAUCUCCUUUUCUACUGUUUGUUCUUCCAGUUCAUUUCUAAGAAAUGAUCCAUCUUUUUUCCCAAGAUUCCUGGCACUUUACCCAAAGAGGAUAAAAUAUGUAACACUUGUGAGUGAAAGUAAAUGGCUUUGUACACAUA